AUUCUCAUAGUAUCCAAAGCUUAUCUUAUAGAAAGGAGACAAAAUGAGCUUAAAAACUUAUUUUUACAAAGGAUAAAAAUUGUCUUCACAGAAAAUCCAGAAAAUCCAACUGGCAAAGAAGAUGCAGCUACUGUUAUCAACAAGAAAUCAACAAACUGGCAUAGUAUACAGACAAAGAUAGUGGUCCCAGAAUGA
This is a messenger RNA of Guyanagaster necrorhizus, 195 nucleotides long. RefSeq lists its product as uncharacterized. NCBI's taxonomy places the organism in Eukaryota, Fungi, Basidiomycota, Agaricomycetes, Agaricales, Physalacriaceae. The transcript has a single exon. The annotation marks the transcript as partial. The record is from RefSeq and is a predicted model, not a curated record.